Molecule: messenger RNA, 1173 nt
Organism: Mesorhabditis spiculigera
Lineage: Eukaryota; Metazoa; Nematoda; Chromadorea; Rhabditida; Rhabditidae
Source: the annotation of a GenBank genome assembly
AUGACCUUGUGCGCCAGUUGUGCGCGAUACACAGCGUCUAGGCUUCUUCGUAGUGGUGCUCGUCAGGGGCAUCAUCCGUUCGAGCAACGAGCUUUGGAUGUAGCUGUCAUCGGGGCGCCAAACGCCGGCAAGUCUCUCCUGACGAAUCAGCUGAUCAAGGCUGCUGUUUCGGCUGUCAGCAGCAAGAUGGACACCACGACAUCGAAUAAUGAAGCCAUCAUUACCGAAGACGAUGUACAACUUGUUGUUAUCGAUAGUCCGGGCACUGUCGGUUUGAAGCAUGCGAGAGAGUUUGCCGGCCGAAAAUAUCAAGAACAAAUCCUAAGCGACCCCGAGGCGGCCAUUACAAAGGCUCAACACGUUUUGGUUGUCCAGGAUGCUACACAGACUGGAGAUUACAUUCAUCAUCGUGUGCUACACAUGCUACAUCGUAACGAGCAUAUUCCUUCUUCUUUGGUUUUUAACAAGGUCGAUCUCGUUUCGGAUCGGAGUGAGCUGCUAGAAUUGACUCGGAUAUUGACCAACGGACAAGUGGCUGGCGAGAAGAUUAAAGUAGCAAGUAAUACGAUUGGUCGAUUGGGGAACACCUUUGACAAGUUGAAGCUUCACGCAAUAGAUACGAAAAAUGACGAUCCGGAAUGGAUGGCUAAAUAUAGGAGAACGAUUGCGAAACCAACACAUAUAUGCCCAUACAAGGAGACGAAACACCUAUUCAUGGAUAUUCGUGGGUGGAGCAACUUCUCGGCGGUGUUUUUCGCUUCGGCACUGACUGGUGAAGGCAUCCAGCCGCUUCGGAAUCAUUUAAAAACGCUGGCAGAGAAACGUGAGUGGCGGAUGGAUCCCAGUGCCGUGACGACAAAGCGGCCGCAGGAUAUUUGUGCAGAAUCGGUACGCGGGGCGCUUUUGGACGUGCUACCCAGCGAUUUAGCGUAUAAUCUACAGCCAAAGGUGUCUGAAUGGAAUCAGGAUGGAGAGGUGUUACAAAUUGUCGUGGACAUUCCAUGCAAGACUGAGCGAAUCGCGAAGUUGAUUAUCGGCAAGAGCGGCGGGUCGCGAAUCAUUGAAAUCGGCCAGCGUGUCAAUGACCACCUUGCCACGUUAUUCCAACGCCAGCUGUUUGUGAGGAUACUCGUCAAACACCAGGGCAAAAUCGUCAAUUUCUCCCCAUCUCGA